ACAUGUCGCAGCGUGAGGACUUAACUUUGAUAGAUACCUUUUUUUUCAACUUAUCACAUAAUCAAUAAUUAUUUUAUUUAAAAUGGAGAGACUUUAAAUCUCAAUAAAAAUUGAAAUCAAAAUUUGAACAGUUUAAAUUAUUCAGUGCGGAUCUGUAACAUAGUUCUGUGGGUACCAAUGUCAACUAUGAAUGAUCUCGGAGAAGAAGAAACACAGAAAUCGAAGUCGUUAGUUUCACUAGAGGAUAACACUCUACAGAAUGAUGAGGAAGAAAAAAGAGCCUUAAGUGACAUACCACAGAUUCCACAGAUUCCUAAAGUUAAGGCAAAACCUGCUCCAAAGCCAAAGAAACCACCGGAGAUCCCCAUAUUUGAGCGUAAGAACUGGCUGAUCCACCUACACUAUGUGAAGAAGGAGUAUGAUGUGUGCAAGUCUCUGAUCAAAGAACAACUCACUGAGACUGGGGGGAUGUGUGAAUAUGCUGUCUAUGUUCAAGCUUUGAUUCUAAGACAGGAGGGGAGGAUCCAGGAGUCCUUGGAACUCUUCCAGACCUGCUCACUUCUCAACCCUAACAAUGCUGAUAACCUCAAACAAGUGGCCAGAUCUUUGUUUUUAUUGGCCAGACAUAAGGCUGCAAUAGAUGUGUACAAUGAGGCCGCAAAGAUUAGUGAGAGAGACUGGGAGGUGGUCCACAACCAGGGCAUAUGCUACUUAUACCUGAAGGAAUAUGAGAAAGCCAAGGAGUGUCUGAAGCAGGCCAUUGCCUUUGCCCGCCAUGACCUGUCUUAUAUCAUGUUGGCCAAGAUUUACUUGAUGGAAGGAGAUAUUAACCAGGCUAUAGAGGUCUACAAGAGAGCUGUGGAGUUUUCUCCAGAAAACCCAGAUAUUUUGAGCACUAUGGGCUUGCUGUACAUGCAGGUUGGUCAGUUCCAGAAGGCAUUUGAACACCUUGGAAAUGCGUUGACCUACAACCCCACCCACACCAAGGCCAUCCUUGCCGCAGGCAGCAUGAUGCAGAAUCACGGAGAUUUCGAUGUGGGGUUGACUAAGUACCGUAUUGCGGCACAGGAGACGCCUGAGAGUGCGCCCCUGUGGAAUAACAUUGGGAUGUGCUUCUUUGGGAAGAAAAAGUUUGUAGCAGCUAUCAGCUGUUUGAAGAGAGCCAACUACCUGGCACCAUUUGACUGGAAGAUUCUGUACAACUUGGGUCUCGUACAUCUCACCAUGCAACAGUAUGCCUCGGGAUUCCACUUCCUGAGUGCCGCCAUUAACCUGAGACCAAAAUAUGGACAUCUCUUCAUGUUACUGGCAGUGGCAUUGACUCACCUGGAGGACCCAGAUAAUGCUAAGCAAGCUUAUGAACAGGCUAUGAACCUAGACAGCCGUGACCUAUCUAUUCCACUGAACUAUGCAGUGUUUCUGUAUAAUCAAGGAGAGAGGAAAACAGCAGCAAAACAAUAUGCCAUUUAUGAACACAGAUUGAAGCAGGCCAGAGAGAAGAAUCCUAAAGCUAUUGACCCAGAAUUGUUGGAGGUGGGUACCAAGCUGGGUCCAGCUCUUCAAGUUGGUGAAAGUUUAGUGUGGAAAAAAGAACAGCAGAUGGCAGCACCAGCAGAACAGAAUACAAGACAGUCCCCUCCUGCAGAAGCCACUGGGCCCUCAGUGCCGCCCCCUAGUGCCACUUUCCAAGAGCCCAGACCAUUGAAACAGAGUGCGCCUUUGGCACCAAUCAGAGGCCCUUCUGUGGAGAAUAACAACAGCAGCGAUGUGAAGUCGGAAGAAAAUGUUGCAGAAGUUGUACCAAAAUCAGGGCUGUCAGGUGUGGAUGAUUUACCCUCGCCUCCAACAGAGACGCCUGCUAUGAAUAUAAUCGAUGAUGCGCCUGAGCCCCCGUCUCAUGACCCUGAAGAAAAAGAUCAACCCAGAAUUCCCAAGAGAGAGGUGUUACCGCCAUUAUAAGGAAAAGAUGGCAGUUGUACUGUGAUCGGAUAUCAGAUAACUUUAUCCAAAGUUUUAUGAACUAAUUCUAACUUGUGAUGACAUAUCAGCAUGGAUAGAUACAACUAACAUGGGAACUGUGGGAUAGCUGUUGUGAAAAGGCCGUAGAAAGAUUUUCUAGCACUUGUUAUAAAGAAGCCUAUGGCUACAAAUGGGGAUAGAACCUAGUAUUUUGUCAAGGGGUGCUUAGAGGGGGGUCUGUAGCAUGUGCUAUACUGGGGCCUGGAAUAGGGUAACAGCCUCUAUUGCAUAAAUAUGACUGGGUUCAAUUUAUGAAGGUCAAAUUCAGCUAAAAAGAUUGGGAGUCAAAAGAUUUGGUAAUAGAAGAAAACCGUUUGGUUGUUUUUCAUUAAUUUUUUUGUUGUUGGUUCAGCCUGAAGUAUUUAGUCUUUGUAAUUUGCUGGAACAAAAUUUGUCUGAGCUUACUCUGAAAGAUUAAAAAUACAUUUAUCAGUUUUAAUAACUUUUCUGUUUUCAAGUAGCUUUUUAUUUGUCAAAUCACUUUAAUUUAUUAUUUCAUAGCAACAUGUGUCUGUAACUUUUUAUUUGGAAAAUGUUGCUUAUAUAAAUGGUAUUGUCUUGCUAGUGGGAAAUUAAAAAAUUGUUAAAGGGAUAACAACUGUUUGUAUGAAAGUCAUAUAACUAAAUACAUUGCAGACUAACUUUGAAAGUUGGAAUGGAUCAUUAAUCAUUAGUAAGCAUGGAAAAUUAGUCAUCUCAGGAAAAUCAGUUUUUUUGGCCAAAACGAACAGUUGUUAUCCUUUUAAUGCACACUAUAGGUAUUAUGAAACUGCUAAAUGAAGCCCAGAGGUUUUCUUAAGAAUAAGAUGUUGUUAGCCAGGAAUAAAUCAUGUUUAAAAUUGUCAGAAUUUGUGCAGUUACGUUGUCAGGUUUUAAGGGGUCGGGGGGAAUGGCUGGAAUUUGUUGAAUCCAGGAGUUGAACUAAUCUGAACUGUCACAUAUCAGACAUUAUUUAGCAUCUUUCAUGAUUCUGUCAUGUCUAAUGGAAAAAAGUGCAAAGCACAAGCCAUGUUGUAUUAAAAUCUUCAUGAUACUUUAUUUGAAUGUUUUACAUUAUUGCGGAUUAUGCCUACAAAUUAAAAAUCUCUCAUACUUCUGAAAAGUUGAAAGUAUUUGAAAACUCCCGUGACAGUAAUAUAUCUAUUUUGGUCAAAGUAUUGACUGUUACACAUUGUCACUAUGUUUGCACUGAAGUUCAAUGGAACAUACUUCAAAUGUUCAAGAUGUUUUGUUUUAACAACUACUAUUUUUAUUAACAAUACAAUUAAGUUAACUGACGAGUACAUAAUUGCCGCUCUACUCUCCAUUUGUGACUGAAUGUGACAUUAAAUAUAUGACUUUAAUAAUCAUUGCAAAUAAUGAAAUAUAUAAAAAGAUCAUUUUAAAACAGUUUUCUCUGCUUGUCAAAUGAAAGUUGUCACAAUGACUAUACAACUUUUAGAGAAAACACUAAAAUCACAGUUAUCUUAAGCUUGUAUAUAGACUAGAAUUAUUGUGUAGCUGCAUUUAACGUAACAAUAUCAGAAUUGUAUUGCCCUUUGUUAGAUGUAGCAACCUUUUUGCACUGAGAAUUGCUGUCUGAUAAAUCAAAAUAAUGCACAUCUUACAAACAGAUUGAUUGAAAUUUGACAAUGGAGGGAAAAAGCUCACUUGAGACUUUCACAGUACUUUGAGGAUAAAAAUGAUGGGUGCAGAGUUAAAAACUUGUGACAAAACAACAUCUCUCUUCAUCCUUAAAAA
Lingula anatina is the source of this 3759-nucleotide messenger RNA. Its product is annotated as BBSome complex member BBS4. Gene Ontology annotation, biological process: protein localization to cilium; cilium assembly. Gene Ontology annotation, cellular component: ciliary basal body. Gene Ontology annotation, molecular function: protein binding. Lineage: Eukaryota; Metazoa; Brachiopoda; Lingulata; Lingulida; Lingulidae. The record is from RefSeq and is a predicted model, not a curated record.